Messenger RNA from Letharia lupina, 504 nucleotides. RefSeq lists its product as uncharacterized. The transcript has 4 exons. The coding region runs from base 1 to 504 and encodes 167 amino acids. The record is from RefSeq and is a predicted model, not a curated record. NCBI's taxonomy places the organism in Eukaryota, Fungi, Ascomycota, Lecanoromycetes, Lecanorales, Parmeliaceae.
AUGGCUAAGUAUUUCGGCUGCAACCCAAAUAUAGGUGAAUACAUGAGCCUGACCAAUGCGGAUAACUGGGCGCUGUGGAUCAGCACCAGCUCCAACUGCAACGGCCAUGACUUCCUCUGCGGUUCUUCCGUUUCGAAGGGGGACUGCCAGACCGCCGCCAGCAGAUACGGCAACGACACCAUGUACUCGCAGUACACUUCCCAUUGGUUUAACUCUGAAUAUUGGGAAGGGUGCACCGCCAUCUUCCAGUGUGCGAACGAGUACCCGGCCGGCGGGAUCUCGGGCGCCGAGAUACAGGACUACUUCGCGGAGAUCUACACCUCGACCGCGGAAGGGGGUGCGGGUUGUGGGAUAUGUGGGAGCGUCUAUUUGAAAAAUGGGUGCGAGUUCACGUUUAAUGAGUGCGAUUAUCUGAGUUAUUUCGAAGAAGAACUGGCUGAUGAGAACGAUAUUAUCCCACUAGAUCAGAUAACACCGCAGACGUCACGUCCCAGGCCAAAGUAG